AUGGGAGAACAAGACUACUUCCUGCUUACUGAUUCAUCUGAUGGGCUCAUUCCUGUUGGCCAGUUGUCCGACGGGCGUUGGCACACGAUCAGCAUCCACUCCAAGCAAGGCGACAUCUUCUUCACGGUAGACGACUCUGAAAAGAUUCCCUUGGCAGAGUUGGAUCUCCUCGAAUCGAGAUUGUCUGCCGUAGAUGUCGAAUUGGAUGGUGACAUCCUGCUCAUCGAUCCAUCGGAUACUUCAGAAAAUUGCGACCUGAACGGAAGAAGAAAACCUUACGGCCACUCUCAGUCGAUGCCGUCAUGUAGCCGCUGUGAUUGCAAAAUCCUCACAGGGAUUUUCCGCGACUUUCCUUCUCCCACCUGCCCACAUAAAGAGGACGACGGUAAUAUCCAUUUUUUGGACUGUUUUCAACUUUCACGUUCAACUAGUUCUUCAGCCUAUCAUCUCAUACGAGACCCUGAUCGCCUCUCGUUUUUCUAUCACCCCUCACCGUCCAGGAAAAACCUUCGCCUUGGCCUCAGCUACAAGAGUGAAUCGGACAUCGGCCUCUUGCUAUUUGGAUUCUGGCAGGAGGACGCGAGCAAGGGACGUUUCCAAGUUCACUACCGGGGACGACAGCUGAUCGCCAUUCAUUGUGUGAACGACGGGGAAGAAAUUUGCAAGAGCUGUUCCGUACAGAGAAUGCAAGGUUUCGGUAAUGACCAGUGGACACGCGUAGCCUUUUUCAAUAACGAUGGUGAGAUGUCGCUGGUUGUCGAUAAAGACGUUUGCAUUCUUCGUGUUCUUAGUGAUCAAAACGGGUUAAGCUUAGCCGAGGUUUAUUCGAUUCCCGCGUUGGCUUCUGGAAGCGCACUAUUCAUCGGCGGUAUGUACUACGAAAAGAAAAAGUCUGGAAUCUAUCUACCGAGCUUUGAGCACAAAUUCUUCGAGAAUACCAGGGAGAAAGUCCCAUCGUUACGGGGAUGCCUCAAAGAUGUCUUCAUUGACGGUGAACUUGUCGAUCUCGCCACGGUCUUCAGACGUCAGUUGGAGCAUACACUGACCGAUUCCGUAGACGAAACCGCCUAUGCUGUACAGGUAAUUCGCCUGUUCAACAACAAUAGCAGCAUUGAGCCUUUUUCCGGUGUCUCGAAAAAACACAAAAUUACUGAGGCUGUAAUUGGCCCAUACAGUAUAUUGCAAGGAUUGCGACCAAAUCCCUCAGUACCUCUGUCGGUUGCUAUCUCGAACCCUGCACCUGUACUGUACCUCGUGCCAACGAAGGCUGCUUUGAGCAAGGUAUGGAUGAAGGUCUCGUUGCCACAAAAGGUCGAUCGUAAGACAAUCAUAGCUGAAUUCAACUCGCACCGUGAAAUGCUCUUCUACGUCUUUGUCGAUUCCGACGGCAUCGGUGUUCAUGUCCAUCCGAGCACCCAGGAGCGGUUCGAUACCAUCGUCACAGGUACGUGA
This is a messenger RNA of Cooperia oncophora, 1452 nucleotides long. Lineage: Eukaryota; Metazoa; Nematoda; Chromadorea; Rhabditida; Trichostrongylidae. The record is from the annotation of a GenBank genome assembly.